Molecule: messenger RNA, 1779 nt
Organism: Physella acuta
Lineage: Eukaryota; Metazoa; Mollusca; Gastropoda; Physidae
Product: acylcarnitine hydrolase-like
Source: RefSeq, a predicted model, not a curated record
AAUGCUUGCUGUGUUGUGUUACGUACUGGUUGUGUUGUCAACAUUGGUGGACUCCGCCACCCUGAUAGUAGACACACCCCUGGGGAAGAUCCGAGGAAUGGAGGUGACAGCCAACAACAGCAAGACCUACUGGUCCUUCCGUGGAAUUCCCUACGCCAAACCUCCGCUUGGAAAACUUCGCUUCGCUAAACCCGUGGCUUUGACUUAUCAAGAUAAAAUCAUUGACGGUACAGCACCUGGGAAAUCUUGCAUCCAAGCACCGAUGAUACUGUCUAAAGACGUCACGUCAGAGGACUGUCUCUUCCUCAACGUAUACACCAAACACGUGGACUUGAACAACCCCAAGAAGGUCCUCGUCUGGAUUCACGGUGGUGCGUUCUUGUUCGGCUCUUCUUCUAUCGACGCCGGCACUUUCGUCACAGAUCAUGACGUCAUUGUCGUGACGCUCAACUACCGGUUGGGGCUUCUGGGAUUUUUCAGCACUGAAGACAACGCAAGUCCUGGGAAUUACGGUCUGUGGGAUCAGGCUAUGGCAAUCAAAUGGGUCAAGUAUAACAUCGGAGCUUUCGGCGGUGACCCGGAUGAUAUCACGAUCUCCGGUGAAUCGGCUGGAGGUGGGUCUGUUUCCCUGCUGUCCCUCAGCCCAGUGACGAAAGGUUUGUUCACCAAAGCCUACUCACAGAGUGGAGCUGCGAAUUCUUUGUUUGCGAAAUACAGCAACCCAAGAUCUGCGGCACUGGAAAUCGCCAAAUCUUUUAAUUGCUCAGAUGGUCACGAGAUUAAAGGGAACACAACCUCCUCCAAGUUGAUAAUCGAUUGCCUCCGCACAAUACCGGCCGAUGCUUUUGUUCAUUUAAACCUUUUUGAAGGAUUUCGGGCGAAGAUGACACCCCGUGCUGACGGUGAAUUCCUGCCGAGAACACCACUUAGCCUCAUUAAAGAUACCUAUUACCUGGAACAGAUUGGCUUCUACAACAGGACCUACCUCGUCGGUCUCAACAACAACGAAAAGACAACGAUAGAACCUUUUCAUUAUGGAACAUUGCAGGCAAUUUUCGAAAACGUCACUCUAAAUGACUCACAGAAAGAAAAGCUUUGGCAAGACUAUCAACAGAAAACAUACUCAACCGUUAUCUCAGAUGGUUUAGAACUCGAAACCCUCCCUAACCAUAUCUUGCAGACGGUGGUCGACUGGUAUGAAGACAGAAACACUAUUUACACGGCCAUACCUGAGAUAGUAACUGACCUACAGUUCUACAUCCCGACCUUCCAGGUCUUGAACGCCAUCGCUAGGAGCAAGACAACGGACGCCUGGCUGCUGUACUUUAACUACUACCCCCACUACAUGAGAGGGGACGCCAGGGGUAUGGUACACGCCCUGGACCUCUCCUACUGGCUCGACACCCCAGCGGACGAGCUCCAAAAAAUGCUCAGCUCCAAAACUCCUACCAACUUUGACGCCCGAGACAAAAGAGUAAAGGCGAGGUUAGCGGCCAUCGUUGCAAGCUUUGUAAAUAAUGGACACCCAAGCCUGGCCUUGCGUGACAUCAUCCCCACUGGAUGGCCGACCUAUGACCUUCUCCAUGCCCAGUAUCUGGACUUCAACGAGAGCCCAACAGUACAGACACAUCUGAUGAGAGAACAACGGGAACUCUGGGAAAAAACGGUCGCCUCACUCAUCGCCAGAUCGCAACAUAACACUCCUAAUCACAGCGACCCUUGCAGUUAAUGAUUAGGGUCUUUUAAACAGAAUGCAUCAUAUUCUAUAAUUGUAGCGCU